This is a messenger RNA of Fukomys damarensis (Damara mole-rat), 4612 nucleotides long. RefSeq names its product TBC1 domain family member 2 (gene Tbc1d2). The transcript is spliced from 13 exons. NCBI's taxonomy places the organism in Eukaryota, Metazoa, Chordata, Mammalia, Rodentia, Bathyergidae. Bases 278 to 3037 code for a protein of 919 amino acids. The record is from RefSeq and is a predicted model, not a curated record.
AUUUUUUAAUUUUAGACAGGAUUUCACUAAGUUGCUCAAGCUGGGCUCAAAGCUUGCGCUCUUCCUUGCCUCGGCCAUUCAGAGUGCUGGAAUUACGGUCAUUGAUACCCAAACCCUGCCGCCAGCUCGGUCCCUCAGCCCUCUUCUGUGGGCGGAUCCACCGCUGGCUCCGCCCCCGCUCAGGUAUCUGCCUCUGGUAGGUGCCCCAGAGUCUUGGGGAUCUGGGCUCGGCGGUCCUGAGGGCCCCUCCUCCCUACACGGUCGCUGGCUAGCAGCAAUGAAGGGUGACCAGGAGGACUCCCCUGGAUCCGAAGAGCCUGCGGGCUUGAGCCGGAGCCCCGAGGUGGGGCCUCCUGAGGAGUCCGAGGACUGUGCCCGGUCCCCGGACGCGGCCCCCAAGAAACUUUGUGGGUAUUUAAGUAAGUUUGGCGGUAAAGGGCCCAUCCGGGGCUGGAAAACCCGCUGGUUCUUCUACGACGAAAGGAAAUGCCACCUGUAUUAUUCGCGGACGGCACAGGAUGCUAAUCCCUUGGACAGUAUUGACCUCUCCGGUGCGAUCUUUGACUGCAAGGCGGACGCUGAGGAGGGGACUUUUGAAAUCAAGACCCCUAGCCGGGUUAUCACCUUGAAGGCCACCACCAAGCAAGUGAUGCUGUACUGGCUGCAGCAGCUGCAGAUGAAGCGCUGGGAGUUCCACAGCGGCCAAACUGCACCUCCCGCUGCCCCUGAUGCUGCCCCAGCUGGGAAUGGGCCUGCCCUGCACCUUGACCUAGAGCAAGAGGAGGCUGAGCUGAAGGAGUUCCUGUGCCCUGUAAAAACGCCCACUGGGCUUGUUGGUGCUGCAGCUGCCCUGCAGCCUGUCCCUGCCAUGCCCUUGGGCCUUCAGAACAUCUCCAUCAAGCACUUGGGAACUGAAAUCCAAAACACUAUGCACACCAUCCGUGGCAGUAAGCACACCCAAGGAACCAGCCUUGGACUUCUCAUGGAAGAGUCUCCGCUGAGUGGGGAGCAGCCCUCGACCCCUGACUCCAGCGCCCCAGGGAGCGAAGCAGCAGAUUCUCCAAAGCCUGCACCCAAGUUCUCUCUGCCUGCCAGUCUCCCGCAGAAGAACAAGCGCCAGAGCAACACUUUCCCAUUCUUUUCCGAAGGGCUGGUGCGUAACCGGACAGCUCAAGAGAAGGUGGUGGCCUUGGAGCAGCAGGUGUUGUUGCUCACCGAAGAGUUAAAGUCACAGAAGGAGCUGGUGCAGAUCCUGCACAAGGCGCUGGAGGCUGCACAGCAGGAGAAGAGGGUGUCCAGUGCAUACCUGGCUGCAGCUGAGGACAAGGACCGGCUUGAGCUGGUGCGGCACCAAGUGCGGCAGAUCUCAGAGCUGGGCCGGAGAGUGGAGGCCCUGGAGAAGGAGCGAGAAAGUUUAGCACACUCAGUCAGCCUUCGAGAGCAAGAGGUACAGGAGCUGCAGGAACACGUGCAGCUGCUCAUGGACAAGAACCAAGCCAAGCAGCAGGUGAUCUGCAAGCUCUCUGAGAAGGUCACCCAAGACUUCACACAGCACCCCGGUGAGCACCACGUGCCUCCCACCCCUGCUGACAGGGACCUCCUAAGCCAGCAGGAGAUAUUGGAGCACCUGAAGGAUGACAUGGAAGCAUACCGGACCCAGAACCACUUCCUCAACUCUGAGAUCCACCAGGUCACUAAAAUCUGGAGGAAGGUGGCUGAGAAGGAGAAGGCCCUACUGAUGAAGUGCGCCUACCUCCAAGCCAGGAACUGCCAGGUAGAAAGCAAGUACUUGGCCGGGCUGCGGAGGCUGCAGGAGGCCAAGGCCGAUGAGUGCUCUGAGCUGCUGAGGCAGUUCAUCCAGGAGGCGCUGCAGUGGGAAGCGGGCACGGCCUCGGCGGACAGUGUGCAGCUGAGCCCUGUCAGUGAGUAUGAUGAGUAUGGCUUCCUGACAGUACCUGACUACGAGAUGGAAGACCUGAAGCUGCUGGCCAAGAUUCAAGUGCUGGAGGUGCGCUCCCACCACCUGCUAGAGCUCGAGGCUGUGGAGCGGCCGCUGCGGCAGCGCUGGGCUGCCCUAAGCGAACUGGCACCCUCAGCUGAGCUGAAGCAGCUGCUGCGGGCCGGCGUGCCCCAUGAACACCGGCCACGUGUCUGGAGGUGGCUGGUCCACUGCCGCAUCCAGCACCUGCACACCCCAGGCUGCUACCAGGAGCUGCUGAACCAGGGUAGGGCCUGUGAGCAUCCUGCUGCCCGCCAGAUUGAGCUGGACCUGAACCGGACUUUCCCCAACAACAAGUACUUUACCUGUCCCACCUCCAUCUUCCCUGAAAAGCUGCGCCGGGUGCUUCUGGCCUUCUCCUGGCACAACCCUACCAUUGGCUACUGCCAGGGCCUGAACAGGCUGGCAGCCAUCGCCCUGCUCGUCCUGAAGGAGGAGGAAAGCGCCUUCUGGUGCUUGGUGGCCAUCGUGGAGAGCAUCAUGCCAGCAGAGUACUACAGCAAGACCCUUAUAGCAUCCCAGGUGGACCAGAGGGUACUCCAGGACCUCCUCUCGGAAAAGCUGCCCCGGCUGAUGGCCCACCUGGGGCAGCACCAUGUGAACCUCUCCCUAAUCACUUUCAACUGGUUCCUCGUGGUCUUUGCAGACAGUCUCAUCAGUGACAUUCUCCUGCGGGUCUGGGAUGCAUUCCUGUAUGAGGGAGCAAAGGUGGUUUUCCGCUAUGCCCUGGCCAUUUUCAAGUACAAUGAGGAACCAAUCCUGCAGCUGCAAGACAGCCUGGAGAUCUAUCAGUACCUGCGCUUCUUCACCAAGACCAUUUGUGACAGUCGGAAGCUGAUGAACAUCGCCUUCAACGACAUGAACCCCUUUCCCAUGAAACAGCUGCAGCAGCUGCGGGCGGCCCACCGGGAGCGGCUGGAGGCUGAGCUGCGGGAACUGGAGUUGCUAAAGGCCGAAUACCUGGAGAAGCAGGCAUCCCGGGGCAACACAAGGCCUGAAGGUGGUGCCAGUGAGGAUGAAGGGGAGGGUGAUGCCUGACCUGGCUGCUCCCCUCCCCAAGGGUCCCUCACCCUUGGAGGUUGGCAUGGACCACAUCUCCAUGUGGCCUGGAUGCGUCUCCUCUCCCUGGGCCUCGGUCUCCCCAGCAGGACAUUGCAGUGGAGACCUUGGUUGGGUUACCUCUCAAAGGGCACUGAGUAAGGGAUGCCACCCUGCCUCCCUCCCCACAGAGCACUGGAGUGUUUUCUAACUUACAUCCGUAUAAAGCAGUGUCAGUGCUAGAAAUCGCUCACCAGCUUUGGGACUUAAAUGGUCCUCAGUUAUCAGCAGUUCCUGGGAGGAGCUGGUGCCAGGGUGUGCCACCACAGGGGCCUUCCUGCUCGGGCCUCUGGCUCCCAUUCUAGGUAUGUGCAGGGCCAGUCUCCUCCUGGCUUCCCUGGAGAUGGGUCCCAGGAGUUCAGGGUCACAGCUCCCUUCCAGGCUGACUAAGUCUGUGUCCAGACUGCGCCUGUGUACCAGGGCAUCUCCUUCCUUGUGCUCACAGCCCAUCUUGGGGAGCUCCCACAGAAAACCCCUCCCUGCCACUGCAAGGAACAUAAAGUGGUGGUCAGACAAGGAGCCCCAGGUCAGGUGCCCCACUUCUGACCCGGCACUGGCCGGAGCAAGCAGGGUCAGCUCCCUUCUGCAAAUCAGGCAGCCGGGAGGGGGCACUGGAAGCGGCUAGCGCUGCAGCCCAAGACAGGGCUGAGCUCAGGGCUUUGCGACCGGCCCCUCAUCCCCACCGCAGGCAGGGCUGCACUUCUCAGUAAACAUCAGGGGCAGUCUGAGCCAGGCUCUCUUGGGCGUGAUGCAUGGGGUGGGGACUCCCAUGGAACCCCCCUCAACACUGCCCUCCAUCCUCCCGGCCUUGAUCUGAGACUCCUGGCAGUGGGUAGGGGAACGCCCAUCACCAGGGACCAGGCACAGACCCUUUGGCAGCCUCUCCUGUCACCCAGUGGGCAUGGACUUGAGAGGUGGUGCCCCCGUACUGCACAGCCGAGAGGAUGCUUGGAGUUCCUUUCCCUCCCACACCUCCACGCAGACCUGGAGCCAAGGCUUCCCUGUGAAUGCCCUGAACCCACCUCUACUUUGUGCUAAACUUCUGCGCCUGCCCCGGCCUUUUCAUGGCCAGUUUCCACGAAGUUUCAUGGUGGAAGGAGAGUGGUUGCACCCAGUGAGUUAGAGACGAGCCCUGAGGUCAGCCAGCCUCAUGGGGCACACGGGACAGUGAAAGGAGUUGAUGCUAUCCCAGAACAGGGUGACAAGCAUCCAACAGCAGUGAGCUGCUUCCUAGGUAGGCCCAGGCCGUCCCUCUGACUCCAGCCUGAAAUUCACAUCCCUCUCUAGCAAAAGCAAAAACCUUGAGCCAGAUGCAGUGGUGCACACGUGUAAUCCUGGUUACUUGACAGGCUGAGGCAGAAGAAGCUCAAGUUCAAGGUCAGCCUGGGCAGUACGGAGAGACACUCUCACAAAGCAGCUCAGGACUGCUGGAUUAAGGCACCCUUCUCGGCGUCCUCCCCAGCCCCUCCCACCUCUUUCCUCUCCUUCCUGCCUGUCCUCCAUCCUUCCCUCUUU